AUGCCUUCUUCCCGGCACUUGCAGCGGACUGAAACCAGCUCCGAUGAGAUCAGCGACGAGAACGAACGAUUGAUCGGCCAGCUUCUCGGGCCGUCCGCGGGCGAGCGACUGGUGAAUUGGCAGCAGAACAAUCUUGCCAGAUGGACAGACCAGCACUUCCAGAACCAGGCUGCAAGAGAGGCCGAACAGCAAGCCCGACGACCUCAAGAGCAAGAGACGGCACCAAUCUACAACCUUGUCACAGUCUUGGCAGACGCAACUGCCGCCAACGGGCCGGAAGACGAGGACCAAGAGGUGACAGUGGUCUCACCCUCGCCGACAACGACAAGAACUGCGCACAACUACCAAGAGUAUAUGGCACAGAGGGAUGAUGACUGGCGAGCUCGUGCCGAGGCGAUGACCGGAGCCAGAUUCAGGGAGAUGGUGGCCGCGAACAGUGAAGAUAGGGCCCGAUGGGGGACGGACCUCUGGGGCACAACCGCCGAGGACUCCAAUGAUGACGCUGUCGAGGGCAGACAAGAAUUCGACGACUCGUCGAGCGAUGGCUCCCUGUUUGUCGAGGUGGUGAUAAGGCUCUUUGGAUUGUUGGUUGCGAGGUUUGUGUGGACGCAGAAUUGGGGAUAG
Messenger RNA from Cyphellophora europaea CBS 101466, 624 nucleotides. RefSeq lists its product as uncharacterized. NCBI's taxonomy places the organism in Eukaryota, Fungi, Ascomycota, Eurotiomycetes, Chaetothyriales, Cyphellophoraceae. The transcript has a single exon. The record is from RefSeq and is a predicted model, not a curated record. Bases 1 to 624 code for a protein of 207 amino acids.